This is a messenger RNA of Gadus chalcogrammus (walleye pollock), 1934 nucleotides long. It is a transcript of the gene c8h1orf35, whose product is annotated as chromosome 8 C1orf35 homolog. The record is from RefSeq and is a predicted model, not a curated record. The transcript is spliced from 8 exons. NCBI's taxonomy places the organism in Eukaryota, Metazoa, Chordata, Actinopteri, Gadiformes, Gadidae. Bases 775 to 1674 code for a protein of 299 amino acids.
ACAAUAAUCAUAAUCUUCAACCCUCAUCAUCCCAUCUCUAGUCACCGCAGCUCAAAGCAGGGACCGCUGAUCGCGAGCGGGGUGAGAACCGACCCCCAGCGGAGGGGAGCAAAACGACACAACGCCUUCAUACCUGAAAAGAGUCUGGAGAAAUUUCUCAUGUACAUCAGCGACAGCUUAAAUCCGAGUAGACAGUAUACCCGGUGGACCUUUCUCUCCUCUGGGAGCUUUAGUUGUGAGAGGAGCGAGAUCACCGGAGAGCCCGGCGAGAGAGCGGCCCGCAGCACAUGAUGAUCUCACGUCAUCAUCAUGGGCCGCAGCGUCGGAUACAUUAAAUUGGCGGGGGUCGCAUCACCGACACACCCUUUUUAGAGUUACACUCGUUUAUCUAUUAAGACUCCAGAUUCUGGUUAAAACACAAGGUGCAUAAAGCACGCAACUCCCGUAAUAUGUAAAGAAAGGUGCAGACACGGGACGUUAAAAUCAGCCUCACCCGUCCGCCUCCGUCGCGUACAUUAUCUUAAACGAAACGACCUGUGACAGUCGGUAAGUAGAAGUGUAGAAACAGCACACACUCUAGUGCCAGUGAUCAAUAAAGUAAACAAUCCGCCCUACGCAUCCCGAAAAGCGCCGAGUGACGACGGUGGGGGAAACUCCCCGGAUGAGCGACCCGUGGGCCUAGUGAUCACCACCGCUCGAGUGAACCUAUAGCCGGCUAGCACCGCUACACCACCGCGGUCCCUGAGAGAGAGAGAAGCCCGGAGAACCGCCAAGAUGUUCGGGGCGUCGCGGUCCGGCGGCGUGCGUGGAGGCCAGGACCAGUUCAACUGGGACGACGUGAAGGGCGACAAGCACCGAGAGAACUAUCUAGGGAACUCUUUGAUGGCCCCAGUCGGUCGCUGGCAGAAGGGAAAGGACCUGUCGUGGUACGCCAGAGACAAGAAGGACGGGACACCUCUGACCAGGGAGGAGGAGUUGGCGGCGGUUAAAGCCGCGGAGCAUGAGGCCCUACUGGCUGCACUAGGGCACAAAAAUAUAAAGAGGCAACCCACUGGCUUAACCAAAGAGGACUUUGCCGAUGUGUGCAGGCGGGAGGACCCUGCUGGAGAGGAGAGAGACGUGGACCGUAUCUCCGGCCUGGGCAGCUCCAGUGCUGGAUCACGGAAAAUCCUGCUCUCAGAAAAGGAGAAGGAGGCUGCAAAAAUGGGCUUGUCUGUCUUCACCCAUCACAAAACGGAGGCUAAUCCUGAAGCCUCAACCAAACAGCCGAGUGAGGGUGUAGAUAAGGAGACGGGACAUGAGGGCAAAAAGAAGAAGAAGGAAAAGAAGAGCAAAAAGGAGAAAAAGAGGAAGAAGGAAAAGAAGAAAAGGCAAAGAAAAGACUCGUCUUCUUCAGAUUCAGAUGACCACAGGAAAAGGCACAGAAAGGACCACCAUCAUCAUAAUCCAUCAUGCCACAGUCAGAGUGGAGCCAGACCCCAUGACAGCUAUUCAAGGGGGGAGGCAAAGGCCGAGCGGCCCCCCUCCUCCCUUCCCCGUCGCCAGCGGCGACACGACACAGACUCCUCCGACGGGGGGUCCCACGUCCCCCGAAACAGAGGCGGUGGCAAGGUGACCCCUGUGGCUAGCACACAGAGCCACAGGCGACGCCACGACACAGACUCUGACGACUGAUGUAGCCCGCCAACCUUCCCCUCGGAGACACACACACAACACUCUGGACGGGAUAAUGAGCCCUCCGGCCCCCCACAGACCACCUGACCGUUGGUGUGUGUGGACCAGACCAGUGGAUGUGUUCCUCUCGGGCACAAACUCGGGGAAACUGCUGGGUUGAUUUUUUAUUUUUUUUAUUGACUGAAGACAUGCAUCAUCAGACGUCUUAUUUUUCAAUAAUUUUAAUAAAUGCUUAAAAUGACUAUUGGUGUGAUUCAAAU